AUGCCAGUAGCAACCCUUCUACCUUUCACCGCGACUCCUAAUAGGAAGUCUGCCAGCCCGACCUCGUUUAGAUUAACAGAGAAAUUUAUUUUACUUUUAGUCUUUAGCGCUUUCAUCACCUUAUGUUUCGGGGCUAUCUUCUUCCUCCCCGACUCGUCAAAGCUGCUUAGCGGAGUUUUCUUUCAUUCCUCCGCCGUGGAGACCAACACUCGCACGAACCCGGACAGCAAUGACUCUGGAUCGGCUGCGAAUGACGAGAAAGUCCUGGCCAAAAUCCGGAAAGACCACGAGAAAGCCCUGUUGGAGGCGAAGGAUACGCUACAGAAACGCGCCGAGGAGAUAAAGCAGGACAUUUUACUGGAGAAGGAGAAAGUUGCGAAGGGUAUCGGGGGUCUGGGGGGUAAGGAUGUGAAUCAUUUACCUAUGGUCGAGUACCAGAGACCACCUGGAGCUACGGGACAUGAACCUUCGGACCCAGAGACGAAGCAGAGGCGAACCAAGAUUAAAGAGAUGAUGAAGCACGCCUGGGACAGCUACCGACGCUACGCCUGGGGUUCCAAUGAGCUGCGGCCCGUCUCUAAGCAAGGCCACUCCAGCAAUCUGUUUGGGAGUAUAAAGGGCGCAACAAUAGUGGAUGCCUUGGAUACGCUCUACAUCAUGGAGAUGUUUGAAGAUUUUGAGGUGGCCGCUGACUGGGUGGAGAAGAACCUAGACUUCAACAUGAAUGCGGAGGUGUCGGUGUUUGAAGUGAACAUCCGUUUUGUUGGAGGCCUGCUUUCUGCCUACUACCUGUCUGGGAAAGAGGUCUUCCGGAGAAAAGCCGUGGAGCUGGGAGAGAAGCUGCUGCCGGCUUUCAAGACGCCCACUGGGAUCCCCUGGGCUCUGCUCAACCUGAAGAGUGGUAUUGGUAGAAACUGGCCAUGGGCAUCAGGAGGGAGCAGCAUCCUUGCCGAGUACGGCACACUCCAUCUCGAGUUUAUGCAUCUCAGCAAACUGUCUGGAAACCCGGAGUUUGCUCAGAAGGUGAUGAAUAUCCGGAAAGUGCUGAAUCGUCUGGACAAACCACAAGGACUGUAUCCAAACUACUUGAACCCAAACAGCGGCCAGUGGGGCCAACAUCACGUUUCAGUGGGCGGCCUUGGCGACAGCUUCUACGAGUAUCUGCUCAAAGCCUGGCUGAUGUCGGACAGAUCGGACGACGAGGGGAAGAAGCUGUACUACGAUGCUUUACAGGCCAUCGAGACAAACCUGAUGAGGAAGUCGAGCAGCGGCCUGACCUACAUUGCGGAGUGGAAGGGUGGCCUGCUGGAGCACAAGAUGGGCCACCUCACCUGUUUCGCUGGAGGCAUGAUCGCCCUGGGAGCCGACGGAGCGCCCAGCGACAAGACCGGUCACCAGAUGGAGCUAGCAGCCGAGAUCGCGCGCACCUGCCACGAGUCAUACGCCCGCACAGCUUUGAAGCUGGGUCCAGAGGCUUUCCGUUUCGACGGAGGAGUGGAGGCCAUCGCCACUCGACAGAACGAGAAGUACUUCAUCCUGCGCCCAGAAGUCAUCGAGACGUAUAUGUACAUGUGGAGGUUCACCCACGACCCCAAGUACAGGGAGUGGGGCUGGGAGGCCGUGCAGGCUUUGGAGCAGCACUGUAAAGUUGAGGGCGGCUACAGUGGACUGAGAGACGUGUAUGCCACCAGUCCAAACCACGACGACGUGCAGCAGAGCUUCUUCCUGGCCGAGACGCUGAAGUAUCUGUAUCUGCUCUUCUCCGACGACGACCACCUGCCGUUCGAACACUGGGUCUUCAACACUGAGGCCCACCCGCUCCCAGUCCUCAAGAGGGACAAAACCGACAGCCCCAACGAGGUGGAGUAA
This is a messenger RNA of Knipowitschia caucasica, 1869 nucleotides long. NCBI's taxonomy places the organism in Eukaryota, Metazoa, Chordata, Actinopteri, Gobiiformes, Gobiidae. The record is from the annotation of a GenBank genome assembly.